AUGGCCUCAGUGGACUAUCAGAAGCUGGAGGAUGGCGAGAGCGGUGGAGCGAUCGCUGCUCCGCCCUUUGCCCUCGCCAAAUUGGACAACGACAAGGAAGGCCUCUUGAAAGGUUUGACGGAUGUGGAGGUGGCCGAGUUGGUGAAAAAGUAUGGCCUGAACGAAGUGCCAGAAGAAAAGGAACCGUUGUGGAAGAUGUUCCUGAAACAGUUCACCGGACCCAUGCAGAUCAUGAUCGAGUGUGCUGCGUUGUUGUGCUUUCUGAUCCACAAUUGGCCCGACUUCACCAUCAUCAUGGUCUUGUUGUUGACCAAUGGCACCUUGGGAUUCUUCGAAGAGAAGAGCGCACAGGCCUCGGUGGACGCUUUGAAGGCGGGUCUGGAGAAGAAGAUGCCGGUGAAGAGGAAUGGCAAGUUCGACAGCAUCCCGGUGGUUCAAGUGGUCCCUGGGGACAUUCUCUUCAUGCGCGGCGGCGACAUCGUGCCAGCAGACUGCUACUGGUUGGAGGGCGAUCCAUGUCAGGUGGAUGAGGCGGCGUUGACAGGGGAGUCCCUGCCAGUGAAGGUUCCCCGAAAGGAUGACCAUGGGAAGCAAUUCUCAGGUCGUCAAAUGUGGUCUGGAUCUAUCCUUAAGGUGGGCGAGUGCCAAGCAGUGGUGAGCCACACUGGGGUCAAUACGAUGAUUGGCGAAGCUGCAAAGGCGAUCCAAGAUGCCAGCGGAAAGGACGAUGGUUUUGUGCGGUGA
Molecule: messenger RNA, 744 nt
Organism: Cladocopium goreaui
Lineage: Eukaryota; Dinophyceae; Suessiales; Symbiodiniaceae
Source: the annotation of a GenBank genome assembly